This is a messenger RNA of Miscanthus lutarioriparius, 2040 nucleotides long. Lineage: Eukaryota; Viridiplantae; Streptophyta; Magnoliopsida; Poales; Poaceae. The record is from the annotation of a GenBank genome assembly.
AUGCCGAAGGUUAAGAACCCCCACGUUUUCAUGGACAUAUCAAUCGGUGGGGGCAGCGCCGAGAGGAUUACAUUCGAGGUUGUGAAGCUUGAAGCAGCAUGCUUGCUAUUCGCAAAUGUAGUUCCAAAGACCGCAGAGAACUUCAGAGCACUCUGUACUGGUGAAAGAGGCCUUGGAGCAUCUACACAGAAACCACUCUAUUAUAAGGGAACGAAUAUCCAUCGCAUAGUUAAAGGGUUUGUUGCUCAGGGUGGUGAUUUUUCAAGAGGAGAUGGACGUGGUGGAGAGAGCAUUUAUGGUGGAAAAUUUCCAGAUGAAAACUUCAGACUACUGCACGAUCAGCCUGGUGUCCUGUCCAUGGCAAAUUCUGGACCAGACAGCAAUGGGUCACAGUUUUUUAUUACAUUCAAGGCUCUACCUCAUCUUGAUGGCAAACAUGUGGUCUUUGGGAAGGUGGUCAGUGGAAUAGCUUUGCUUAAAAAGCUUGAAGCAGUUUGUGGUGAAAGUGGAAAUCCUUCUCGUCAAGUGAAAAUUGUAGACUGUGGUGAAGUUUCCAACACAAAUUCUCAAGAUCUGCUAAAGGGAGAGAAAGAAAAAAAACUAAAAACGGCAGAUGAUAGUGGCUCUGAUUCAGAAUCACACUCAUCAAUGGAUACUAGCUCGUCCAGUGAUCAUAGGCGUAAGAGAAGAAAAGGAUCUAAGAAGAAUAAGCGCAAGCCCACAAAGAGGAAGGGUAAACAUACAAGGAGUAAGAGAAAGAGUAGAGGAUCCAAAAGGCGAUCUAAACGGAGCUAUGGGAGUUCAAGUGAUGAUUCAGUAAGCUCUAAGACAGAUAACAACAGUUCUGACAGUGAAAAUGGCAGCCAUCGUACCAAGCGUUCCUUGCCGAAAGAUAAAGAGAGUACCAAAAUGACAAAUUCAGAACAAGGAAUAUCUUUUCAAGAUGUAGACAAAGGUAAACAAACAGUUACUACCGUCAACCGAUCACAAUCACCUGAUGGGAGUAAACCCUCAAACAAAGAUGACAACAGGGCUGAUGACAGAUAUGGAAAUUACAAUUCAGAAGAUAGGAAUGAUCCAGGUGCAAGUUCCAGGAUCAAUCCCAUCCAGGUUGAUGUAAAUUUACCGAAACCAGUAAAUGGAGAUGGCAACAUUGGUGGUGAUAAUGCAGAGGCUGACAUGUCUAGAACUGGUACAGAAAGGCACCUGCCAAGCAAUGAACCUGUGUCCACAAAUAGUAAAGAUUUAGCUGUGGGUUCUGCAGACAAUGGGCAGCCUCAACGAAUCAGGAAAGGACGUGGUUUUACUCAGAAGUAUGGGUAUGCACGCCGAUACAGGACGCCAUCUCCUGAGCGCCCCCCUGUUCGACCCCGCUACGAUGGAGGGAGAGAUGAUAGAUGGAACAAUUUCAAUAGGUAUGGAAGAAAUGGUCCUUACAGUAGACGCUCGCCAGUAAGGAGAUACCGUGGCUCGCCAAGAGCCAAUAGCCCUUCCAGGUACCCAAGAAGGGGCCGAAGCAGGAGCAGGUCACGCAGCCCAGGGAGGCGUCAUGACCGUGGAGGGUAUCGCCGCCCCAGCCCAAGACGUAGCCGCAGCCCUGCAGAACCGAGACGCGAUGUGAAUGAUAGGCCUCGAUCAGGUCAUGGUGGAGGCGAUCCUGACCACAGCCCCCUUGCCAACAGGUCCAGAUCUCCUGAUGCUGCCCCAGUCAAGAGGGAGAGCUCAAAAUACAACCGCAGGCGUAGCAGUAGCUCAAGGUCCAGCAGCCCUGAUGGAAACAAAGGCCUGCUGUACAUUUGGAUGUCCUGUGUUAGACUUGAAAUGUUUCUUAUGUCAGCUUGCACAUCAUAUACUUCUGCGGCAAUAGGCGAAGUUGACGCCUCCACUGCUGCUGCCUCUGCAGCAGGGCCACAGAGGCAGCAACGGACAAUUACCGUUCUUGAACAAAUUUUGGUCCAUCCAAUCCACUCGUCCUUCAUGCAGCUAUACUGUAUCAACCACAUUACAGCACAUCGACACGCUCUGGGGCCAAUGUUCUGA